Messenger RNA from Caenorhabditis bovis, 1149 nucleotides. The record is from the annotation of a GenBank genome assembly. Lineage: Eukaryota; Metazoa; Nematoda; Chromadorea; Rhabditida; Rhabditidae.
AUGUAUCUGAUGACGAAUCGGUCCGGCGUCAAAACGAUGCUUCUCCUCUGCUCGCUCAUCUCCGUAUUCUCCACAAUUCUCACACCGUUGGCGACGGCCAACUUCUGGCUGCUGUGGACGACGCGAUUCUUCCAGGGCCUUCCCGGUGCGAUGUUCUCAAUUGUGGUCUCCGUGGUGACGUCACACUGGUCGACGCUCGCUGAAAAUGGUGUGUACGUGUCGAUUCUCGCCGCGCACUACCAAAUCGCUCCACUUCUCACGAUGCCGCUCUCGGCGCUUCUCUGCGCAUGCUUGGGAUGGAGCUCGGUGUACUACGUGCAAGGCGGCCUCACGGCGAUCUUCCUCGUUCUGUUCGUCGUCCUCUACACCGACAAUCCGGCGAGGAAUCGUUUCCUCACGCUCGAGGAGCUCGUCGCGAUCGAGGAAGGCAAAUCGCACGAGGAGAAGCAUGUCGAGAAGACGCGCACCCCGUUCGUCGCUAUUCACAAAGACACCGCCGUCUGGGCGAUUUGGCUGACCUCCGUCGGCGGCACCAUCGGCUUCUCGAUAUUCCUCCAAUACGGACCAACCUAUCUCAACAAGGUGCUUCACUACAAUCUCUCGACGACCGGAUGGACCGCCGCGAUUCCAUACAUCUUCUCGUGCAUCGCUCGAAUUGCCGCUCAGCCGCUGUCGGCCAAUUGCUCGUUCCUCGGCGAACGCAUGGCGGCCAUCGUCUCGACGACCAUCAGUCAGGGCACCAUGGCGAUUUGCUUUCUGGUGCUCAUGCUCAUCCCGCAGGAUUGGAGCUCGGUCGGCCAACUGUGCUAUUCGCUAGUCAUUGUUGCCAAUGGAUUGAACGGCGUCGGAAUCACUCGAUCGGCUCAGCUUGUCUGCAAGCAGCACCUCUCGUUCGUCUACACCGCCCGAUCAUUCUACAACUUCACUGUCGGCCUCUUGCUCCCGAUUCUGGUCAACUUCAUCGCUCCAAAUGACACCCACCAUGAGUGGACCAUUCUAUUUUUAAUCAUCUUCAUCAUUGUAUUCGUCUCCAAUUUGAUCUUCAUAAUAUUCGCACGAGCUGAGCCAGCUCCAUGGACCGUUGGUACCAUUGAAGUCGACGAUCGUUCCGAGAUCUCAUGCGAGGAACAGAAAAUUGAGAAAUUUUAG